This is a messenger RNA of Xyrauchen texanus (razorback sucker), 5553 nucleotides long. It is a transcript of the gene braf, whose product is annotated as B-Raf proto-oncogene, serine/threonine kinase. The record is from RefSeq and is a predicted model, not a curated record. Gene Ontology annotation, biological process: protein phosphorylation; signal transduction. Bases 31 to 2475 code for a protein of 814 amino acids. Gene Ontology annotation, cellular component: mitochondrion; cytosol; plasma membrane. Lineage: Eukaryota; Metazoa; Chordata; Actinopteri; Cypriniformes; Catostomidae. The transcript has 20 exons. Gene Ontology annotation, molecular function: ATP binding; protein kinase activity.
UAUUUUCCACUCAGUUUCUCGCGGUUUAAAAUGGCGGCGUUGAGCAGCGCCGAGUCCCCACCGGCCGUCUUCAACGGAGACACCAUGAGCCGCAAUCCGGAGAGGGACCCGGGACUGGACGAGCUGGGUUCGGGGCUCGAAGCCGCCUGUCCCGCAGGAGCAGCGAUGCCCGAAUGUCAACAAGACAUUCCCGAGGAGAUAUGGAACAUCAAACAGAUGAUUAAGCUAACACAAGAGCACAUUGAAGCCCUUUUAGAUAAGUUUGGAGGAGAACACAAUCCGCCAUCUAUAUACCUGGAGGCAUAUGAGGAGUACACAAGUAAGCUGGAUGCAUUACAACAGCGGGAACAGCAACUUUUGGAGUCCAUUGGGAAUGGGACAGAGUUCUGCUCCUCUCCAACCCCAACACUGCUGGAUGUGAAGGGGCAUAGUGCCCCCUCUGCCCCAAACACCUUGGCUGUCCUACAAACCCCAACUGACGCAAGCCGAAGCAAUCCCCGCUCACCUCAGAAACCCAUUGUAAGGGUAUUCCUGCCCAACAAACAAAGGACGGUGGUCCCAGCUCGUUGUGGGAUGACUGUGAGAGACUCGUUAAAGAAGGCUCUCAUGAUGCGAGGGUUGAUCCCAGAAUGCUGUGCGGUCUACAGGAUUCAGGAUGGGGAGAAGAAGCCCAUUGGCUGGGACACAGACAUUUCCUGGUUGACGGGGGAGGAGCUUCAUGUUGAGGUUUUAGAGAAUGUGCCACUGACGACCCACAAUUUUGUGCGAAAGACCUUCUUCACGCUGGCCUUCUGUGAUUUCUGCCGGAAGCUGCUAUUUCAGGGCUUUCGCUGUCAGACAUGUGGCUACAAGUUCCACCAGCGCUGCAGCACAGAGGUCCCGCUCAUGUGUGUCAACUACGAUCAGCUGGAUUUACUGUUGGCAUCAAAAUUUCUGGUGCACCACCCCAUUACCCAGGAGGAGGUGUCAUCAGAGGGCACAACCCCUGUGUCAGAGAUGUGCCCCUCCCUCCCUCCAUUUGAGUCCACUGGGUGUCUGUGCCAUCCUACUGUGUCCCCAUCCAAAUCCAUCCCUAUCCCACAGCCCUUCAGACCCGGAGAGGAGGACCAUCGCAACCAGUUUGGCCAGAGGGAUCGCUCUUCCUCCGCCCCUAACGUCCAUCUCAACACCAUCGAACCGGUCAACAUUGACGAUUUGAUUCGUGAUCAAGGCUUACCGAGGUCAGAUGGAGCCCCCUCGCAACAACCAGCCCGGUGCUUGAGGAAGAACCGAACACGGACCUCAAGCCCCCUUCUGUCCUCCCACCCCAAUGACAUUGUCUUUGAUUUUGAGCCUGAGCCAGUGUUCAGAGGCUCCACAGCAGGCCUGUCAGCCACACCUCCUGCCUCUCUUCCCGGUUCCCUGACCAAUGUGAAGUUGUCAAAAUCACCGUGCCAACCUAGGGAGCGGAAGCCAUCGUCUUCAUCUGAGGACCGCAAUAAAAUGAAAACUUUGGGUCGACGGGACUCGAGCGAUGAUUGGGAGAUCCCAGAAGGUCAGAUCACCCUGGGUCAGCGGAUAGGGUCUGGUUCCUUUGGAACAGUCUACAAGGGAAAGUGGCAUGGUGAUGUGGCUGUAAAGAUGUUGAAUGUCACAGCUCCCACUCCACAACAACUACAGGCCUUUAAGAAUGAAGUGGGUGUCCUCAGGAAAACCCGCCAUGUGAAUAUACUGCUCUUUAUGGGCUACACCACUAAACCCCAGCUGGCUAUUGUUACACAGUGGUGUGAAGGCUCGAGUCUCUACCACCACCUGCACAUCAUCGAGACCAAGUUUGAGAUGAUCAAGCUGAUUGACAUCGCCCGCCAAACGGCUCAGGGCAUGGACUAUCUGCAUGCCAAGUCCAUCAUCCAUAGAGAUCUGAAGAGCAACAAUAUCUUUUUGCAUGAGGACCUGACGGUAAAGAUUGGUGAUUUUGGUCUGGCUACAGUGAAGUCCCGCUGGAGUGGCUCACAUCAAUUUGAGCAGCUUUCAGGCUCGAUCUUAUGGAUGGCCCCGGAGGUGAUCAGACUGCAGGAUAAAAACCCAUAUAGUUUCCAGUCAGAUGUUUACGCAUUUGGCAUAGUGCUGUAUGAGCUUAUGUCAGGGGCUCUGCCUUACUCAAACAUUAACAACAGAGACCAGAUUAUCUUCAUGGUUGGCCGGGGUUACCUGUCCCCUGACCUGAGCAAAGUACGCAGUAAUUGCCCCAAGGCCAUGAAAAGACUUAUGGCAGAUUGUCUGAAAAAGAAGAGAGAGGAAAGACCUCUUUUCCCUCAGAUCCUGGCCUCCAUCGAAUUAUUGGCACGCUCUCUGCCCAAGAUCCACCGCAGCGCCUCUGAGCCGUCCCUGAACCGCGCUGGCUUCCAGACGGAGGACUUCAGCCUAUACGCCUGUGCUUCCCCCAAGACGCCCAUUCAAGCUGGUGGCUAUGGUGAAUUUUCAGCAUUCAAAUAGUGCUGCAAAUCCUCAUACUCCAUCCCUUGUCACUUUUUAAGACGUCUUGUGUUCCUACAGUGGGCUCAUCCAUAAACACAGAAAAGGAAUCAUUUUAAAGAAUGUGCUGUUUUUCUUCCUCUUUAUCCGAAGAGCUACGGCCUCGAUGGAAUUGCUUUAAAAUAAAAAGAUCUCUGCAGGGUGUCGUUGCUGAUUCCACAAAAAUGUCAUAAACAGAAAAUAGGACUCGAUAAAGCAGCAUAAAUUAAAAUGACUGAUAUGAGAAACAAAAUCCUGGCCACUGGAAGCAAAGAGGCAAACAAACCAAACUAAUAGUUUGUGGUGGGAAAAAUAUAUUUAGCUGAGUUUGGGUUUUGCUGUCUUUGAAGAAGAAACUCUGUGAUUUUGGGAGCAUAAGCCUCGCCUUGUCUCCGCCCCUGGAAGGAAAAAACGCACAGGAUUGGCCAGCCAGACAACCGGGACCAUGUUUGGACCAAUGCAAAUGUUGGAGUAAAUGCACAUUGGUCGGCAUAACGGGAGGACGUCAGGUCGCAGCCAAUCGUGGAGAAGUGCUGGAAGUCAUGCGAUAACUUGAAUGAUGUUUAGAAAUGUUUCUUUCUCUUGCAAUGAAUGUGUUACCUGUGAUGUUGCCUAUGGCUGGAGUUGCUAAUAAUACACAUUUAUUUGCCUUUGGCUUUUUGUUUUUCACCUGGGUCUUAAGUUUGUAGAUAGACAGAACCAGGAUGGGGUUUUUUCUGCAGAUAUAGUUUGUGAGCAUGGGUAAAUGAAGCAACCAUAGAAAAGUCACUGACCUCUUGACCAGCUAUUCUUUAACAAAACAUUAGGAGAUAUUCAAAAUUCCUGUAGAGUUUCUGUAGAUUCUGUGCUUUUUCUGAAAAGGCAGUCUUCUAGAGCUUUAACCAUCAAGCUCUGGGGUGGAUACAAAUACUUUAAAGUCAUUUCUGGGCUUGUAAAGCUUAAUUUUGAUUUCCUGUUUGACUAUUCACUGCCGUAUGGUAGCUUAAGUUAUAUUUCUGAAUAAGGCGUUCUCCAUUACUGCUGUCAAAGGUAAUAUUAUUUGACUCUAAAGUUGCUUGUAAAAAAAAAAAAAACAGUGUAUAAAGCAAACAUGACGCCUUGUAAUGAAAUUCAGAUGUGGGCAAAGUCAUUCUGUACAUGUCUUUCACUGCAAGUUUCAAGUUUAUGCUUUACUGUUGUCAUGAGAAGCCAUUCCUUUGAGGCCGCAAUGGUUAAAUGAUGUUGCUGUUGUGUUUGUUUUUUCAUCCGCAUGUCAUUUGACAACCCAUUGGACCUUGCGUCGCUGGCGUUCAUUCCGAUACAUUCGUUCACGGGUCAUUUGUUUUUUUUUUUUGUUUUUUUUUUUUGCUUAUUUUAUAUAUUUUUUUACAUUGUGUUGUGUUAUAGACAGACAGGCAGGCCUGCUAAGUUACAUUAAUUUAUAUUACUUUAAUUUUAUGACUUUUAUUUUGGUGUUUCAAAACCUAUGGAGAGGUGUGUGUGUGUAUAUACAUAUAUAUUUUCUCUCACUCAUUAUGUGAUCGCUGAAAUGGACUUUUCAAGCAGUGUGUCUGUGCACUUUGUAAAAAUGACUGAUGCAGAUAAGCAAAUAGCCUUUUUAAAGACUAAUAUAUUUUGUCAUAUUAAGAGGUUAAAGCAUGGUUUAAAGGAUUCCAAAAUGAAAAGCUCAAUUACAAGGCAGGUAGGGCCAUGGGACACUAAAAACCAAAGCCUAAUCCAACACCCUAACGACAUUUGCGUCCACCUUCACCAUUGCCGGACAACGGUUAUCUGGAUCGUCAACCAAGCUGUUUUGCCUUAUGAUUUCAACAGACAUCCCAAGCGCCCGUCCAGCUCACAAAGUAUGAUGAAACGCCAGCUCUUCGUUUAUACAUGAACAAAGUGGUCCAAAGAUUUGGGCUGUGGUGACUCUAGCACUGUGUAGCCUUGAAGUUCACCUGGACACUGUGGAUGUUGGACCUGUCCUCAUUUAGAUGAAGUCAGUGAUUUUUUGUUGUUGUUGUUGUUAUUUUGGCCUCUUUGUACUGAAACCUGCUCUUGCGUCAGUGGCUCCGCUGUCACGGCCUCUUUUUUUUCCUGUACGAUACUACGCAUUCUUUGUUUCUUGCUUUUCACUAAAACUGCAAAUCCACGAAAUGCUCGAUAUUGCACAGAUAACCUAGGAUCUGCACUUGAUUUUCUUUUCAUGCUCUGUUACAAAAACAAAUACACACACACACACACACCAAUCUUCUUGCUUUUUCAGAAGGAUUCAAUAAUUUAUUUAGUUUCUUUUCCAAUAAUUUUUAUAUGGAAUAUCAAGGGUGAUGCUCUGUGAAUUGGCUAUUUGUUUAACAUGCCACUUAUACUUGAGGAAAUGUAAGUUUCUACUUCACGACCCCGUUGGUUGUGGCAGUGGUCACGGCCCAAACAUGUAUAGAUGUUUAAAUGGACUUGGAAGUGCUCUGUGUGUUGUGGGCUAAACACUUCUUAAAUUAAGCUGGCAAACCUAACGUGGGUUGCGUAUAGGAAUGGUAGAUGUGUAUUUUAAGAAUGCUGUAUUUAUUUUCUAUGGGAAUGUUACUGAAGACAGGUUUGUCUUUCGAUGGAUUGCACCUUCUUGUCUCUGGAAUUUGUAGGGACCUACUUUGAGAUUUUUUUAUAAAUUAGCUUCAUCCAAACCCCUUUUUAUUUUUUUGCUUUUUAAGCCUUUAACCGGCCCCCCAACAGAAAAUGAAACCUCCAUAGCAUAUUCCUUUCUGUUGCCUUGUCUGCACUUUAAACCCCAGUGCAAGUUCAGUCAAGUGAGAAUUAUCAUACAGAUGUUUUGGGAGACUCUUUUCACCUGUAAAUAGCUGUACAAAGGAAGUAAUGUCUGUUUGCUAGGAGGCAUGGAGCUAAAAACAAUGAAAUGACUUCAAAUGUUUCAUCUUAAGAAGUAAAGGUUAAGAAAAGACAUUUUGAUAGAUGAAGUUCUGAGAAAAUAUUUCUGUGUAAAAAUAUUUAAGACUGUAUUAUAUAAAAGGAAAAAAGAGCUUAAUGUAUUUGUUGUGAAUAUGAAAAACUGAUAUAUUAAAGAAG